GCGGCCGCGUCCGCGGCCGCCUAGUAACAACCGGCCCUGGGUGUGAUGUACACAUGACAGUGAAGAGAGGGUAACUAUGCCAACUAACUCUCCUCUUUCAUGCUGUGAUCAUUCUUUUAAUGCCAAAGUGACCCUGAAACACAUGGAUCUACUGCAAAUCUGUCUCUUACAGCAUAGCUGGAGAGUGGAGCCAUGGCUAGGAGAGAGAGAAUUGGCUUUAUCUAGGAUUGACAUGUCCCUCCAGGUUGUGAGCAGAUGGAAGAUAGAAACUGCUGACUAUAACAUGUGGGGGGAUUUGAGGAGCUUUAUUUCAAGAAUGGCGUUAAGCAGCUGCUGAGCACAGCAAGUCCAAUUAGAUGAAGAGAGAGGCCCUGUGGGUGCCCUGUACCCUGGCCUUCUUCAACUGCCCUUCAUACUGGGUCACUUUGAACAACUGAUUUUCAUGAGUGGCAAAUCCCCCUGAGUCAGCAAACACCUGGUGCUGGAAGGAAGGGAGGGACCCACUUGCAGGGAAGGCUAGAACAUUUUCAGGGACAGGAAGGCUCUGUCUUGGAUAAGGCUGGGUCAGACCAAAAGGGCACUGGAGGCCCCAGGGGGCUUUCUUGGGAUUUACCUUAGCUUGAUAAAAAAUAAAGGCAAUGGGAGCAGGUGCCAGUGCUGAGGAAAAACAUUCCCGUGAACUAGAGAAGAAGCUGAAGGAAGAUGGAGAGAAGGAUGCUCGGACAGUCAAGCUGCUUCUCCUUGGAGCUGGUGAAUCAGGCAAAAGCACCAUUGUCAAACAAAUGAAAAUCAUUCACCAAGAGGGUUAUUCCUUAGAGGAGUGCUUGGAGUUCAUCGCAAUUAUCUAUAGCAACACUCUGCAAUCUAUGUUGUCCAUUGUGCGGGCCAUGGGCACACUUAGCAUUCAAUAUGGAGACUCAGCCAGGCAGGAUGAUUCUCGUAAACUGCUGCACUUGGCAGAUACCAUUGAAGAGGGCACAAUGCCAAAAGAGAUGUCCGACAUCAUUUGCCGACUCUGGGAGGACGCUGGCAUCCAAGCCUGCUUUGAGAGGGCCUCAGAGUACCAGCUAAACGACUCAGCUGGCUAUUAUUUGAGUGACCUGAGACGGCUGGUAGCACCUGGUUAUGUCCCCACAGAGCAGGAUGUUCUCCGUUCCAGGGUGAAAACCACAGGCAUUAUUGAAACCCAGUUUGGUUUGAAGGACCUCAACUUCAGGAUGUUUGAUGUGGGAGGACAACGUUCAGAACGUAAGAAGUGGAUCCACUGCUUUGAAGGGGUCACUUGCAUCAUCUUCAUUGCUGCUCUUAGCGCUUAUGACAUGGUCUUGGUGGAGGAUGAUGAAGUGAACCGCAUGCAUGAGAGCUUGCACCUCUUUAAUAGCAUCUGCAACCACCGGUACUUUGCCACUACUUCCAUAGUCCUUUUCCUCAACAAGAAAGAUGUUUUCCAGGAGAAGAUUAAGAAGGCCCAUCUCAACAUGUGCUUCCCAGAUUAUGAUGGUCCUAAUACAUAUGAGGAUGCAGGUGCUUAUAUCAAGUUGCAGUUCCUUGAGCUCAAUAUGAGACGGGAUGUGAAGGAAAUCUACUCACACAUGACCUGUGCCACUGACACUCAAAAUGUUAAGUUUGUCUUUGAUGCAGUCACGGACAUCAUUAUCAAGGAAAACCUGAAAGAUUGUGGACUCUUCUGACUACAGGAGCUUGCUUUUGUUUUUCAAAACUAUUUUGAGCAACAGAGAGGAGAAACUAUCCAGGGCCCCAUCUGCACUGCCAUAUAAUGCAGUUUGAAACUGCAUUAUAUGGUCAGUGUAGACUCAUACAAUGCAAAUUAACUACAUUAACAGUGUAGAUGGGUCCCAAGUCUCCCAAUUUGCACCACUUUCCAGUAUAUAUUGUUAAAUAUAUAUUUUUAUUAUUAUAGCCUAUGCAAUUGGAGGUAUAUAGCUAUCUGCUGGAGAACAAUUUAUCUUCCCAUUGCUGCUGAGCCAUGGCAAAGGAAGCCUAUCUCUAAGGAACAGAGCUCAUAUUCUGUAUACUAAAGGCCACAGAUUGCAAUUCCAUCCCUGGCAUUGCAUUAGAUAAUAGGUGACAUGAGAGACACCUGCCUCAGACCCUAGAGAACUGCUGGCAGUCAGACUAGAUAUAUUGGAAUAGAAAUGGGCAUGCCAGAGUAUCCCUCUGCUUCCCUUAACAGCAGAAGCUGUGUUAGUGCCUUCAAGCUUUGCUUGGGGGUUUCCCUGAGGCAUUGAGAUCUUAGUCGUCAGUUAGGAUGUCAGACUAGCUGGAUGUUUGGUCUAAUGGAGCUGAGGUCCUGUUCACCAAAGAUGGAAGCAAUGAACAGUGAGAUGGAGGACGUGUCAAAGUAGCAAUCCAGGAGAAAGGACUACAUGCAGGCCUUGCUUUUUCACGUGGCAACUGUUUCUGCAGACAUCCUUGCUCUGUCUGAACAAAAGAAGCAUUGCUUAUUGAGCAAAGUUCAGUGAAAGUAAAAUCAUCCCGUUACUCAAGAUGAUACAUUCCACUCUCUUUAUAUGGGUGCUGUCUCAAGUAGUGAACCACUCAUACAGAAGCAGUUCCUUCCUCUUGCAGGCUUGGCCAGGCAGACACCACUACAGAUUACAAGCAAAGCGAACAUGCACCUGGUCACAAGCAUUUAUUUGAACGUCCAGAACUGGAGAUGGUCUGAUACCUCUGUUAGAAAGCUUUCCAACUAUACGCAAGAAGAUUGAACUCUUCCUUUUCAUCUGUACUCUGGCUUGCUAACAAAAAAAAAUCCUUGUUCUGGAAACUUUUUCGUCUAAGCCACUGUUGGAUGUGAGAAGCUGCAAACUUGUAUGACCUUUCCUCUUUUAAUGUAAACGCUUGCUGAAUCCUGCCAUUUGUAUUCAAUAUUUCCCUAGUCUUCUUGUGGGCUCCUGCUUUCUGCCUGCAGCACAUUGCUUUCUAUGAAUGAGGAAUACAUGCCCAGAUUACUAAAGACAUUGGACUGGAGUGCCAGAAUUCUGCCAGGCAGAGAGAACACUGCAGUUGCACCAGUAGAUACACAGCUUCUGAUAUUUACACAAGAUAGACGUUGGAGCACUUUUCCUGAAAACAAAACAAAAAAAAAAACUUUGACCUCCUGGUUAAAGCAAGUCAGGACUGCAGAAUACUUCAUAAGAAAAGACUUAAGUUUGAUUUCCUCCUACAAGGCAUUGUGUCCACAUAGUUUUCCUCCACUUUCAGUUUCACAAAUCUGCCAUCGCUGAAAUGGGGUUCUCUAUAUAAGGAUAGAUGCACAAUACCAGUGCCCUGUCACACAAUACAUUUUUGAACAACAUAUGAAAAAUCAACAAAGACUUCAAUUUUUUCAGUUCCCAGAAAAAUACAAUUGUGCAGCACACAUUCUUUUUCAGGGAGAAGCAGGGAACUUUGCAGCACCCCACAGGGGAUAUGUUCCCAGAAUUCGCAUGGAUAUGUGAAAAAGCAGACAAUAGCGAAAUCUAUUAUUUUUUAUAGGACAAAUAACAGAGUAUCGAGAAAAGUGUGUAGCUUUACAACAGUCCCUAAGUAACUGGUAAGUGAAACUGCAUAUAUUGGCGCCACAGAUAGAGGGGGGAUCAUACUGUAAAUAAAACUAGACCAGUCUGAAAUCUUAGUUUCAAUACUCCUAAAACAGUGUCUGAAACACUUAUCUGUUGUUGGUCAUGAUUUUGUUAUAUAGUUCGAGCUUUAUUCUGGCAAAAGUUUUGAAACUGUACUGCAGGCAUUAGAAAACCCUUGCAAAAUCAUGGGACUUUCUUUAAAAUGCUGGGCCACA
Messenger RNA from Anolis carolinensis (green anole), 3799 nucleotides. It is a transcript of the gene gnat1, whose product is annotated as G protein subunit alpha transducin 1. Gene Ontology annotation, cellular component: heterotrimeric G-protein complex. Gene Ontology annotation, molecular function: G protein-coupled receptor binding; G-protein beta/gamma-subunit complex binding; GTPase activity. Bases 639 to 1691 code for a protein of 350 amino acids. The record is from RefSeq and is a predicted model, not a curated record. The transcript is spliced from 8 exons. Gene Ontology annotation, biological process: adenylate cyclase-modulating G protein-coupled receptor signaling pathway. NCBI's taxonomy places the organism in Eukaryota, Metazoa, Chordata, Lepidosauria, Squamata, Anolidae.